AUGCCCCGUGUCUUCCUGGUCAGGAGUCGGCGUCCACAGCCACCCAACUGGGGCCACCUGCCUGACCAGCUCCGGGGAGAUGCUUAUGUCCCAGGUGGGUUCCUCACUGCACCUCGGGGUGAGGGCCUGGGGGCACGCAAAAUCAUGGUCUGGCUUCUCUCCUCAGACUGCAGCAGCCUAGGAGGAGCAGCAGUACACCAUUCUUCCAGCCGUGAGGGCUCCUGGGCAGUGCCCCCACAGGGCACUGGAACUAUGGCUCCCAGGAGCCCCAGGGCACUUGGCUGUCCACUCUGCCCCAAAGCUUUCCCACUGCAGCGCAUGCUGACACGGCACCUCAAGUGUCACAGCCCAGCACGCCGCCACGUGUGCCACUGCUGUGGCAAGGGCUUCCAUGACGCCUUUGAUCUCAAGCGCCACAUGAGGACACACACAGGGAUCCGGCCAUUCCGCUGUGGAUCGUGUGGCAAAGCAUUUACCCAGCGCUGCUCGCUGGAAGCACAUCUUGCCAAGGUGCACGGGCAGCCAGCCAGCUAUGCUUAUCGCGAGCGCCGUGAGAAGCUACACGUAUGUGAGGACUGCGGCUUCACCAGCUCUCGACCUGAUACCUAUGCGCAGCAUCGCAGCCUGCACCUCACAGCCUGA
Messenger RNA from Orycteropus afer afer, 642 nucleotides. NCBI's taxonomy places the organism in Eukaryota, Metazoa, Chordata, Mammalia, Tubulidentata, Orycteropodidae. The record is from RefSeq and is a predicted model, not a curated record.